AACUUUUUUGUAUCGAAGGAAUCAACAGCCGCCAUCUUGUCGUGGCUCGGAAUUAGGAUUUCGGUCCAACACUGGUUUUUACACAAAAAUCAAACAUCUUUACCGCGCUAGGACAGCGUCAUCCCCUUGAAAACGGAUUCCUAACGUCGCCUCGGAUACACUUUGUGCGAUUAAACGGGAAUUGGAUCGGUGGUCGUCGGGCAGAAAAUCUCCGUAUAUCUGAUUUCCCCUUCAGAGUGCGGCGAUUUAGCUCCUGUCGCCGUCCGGGAGCAGUACGGUGGCCAAGCGGAGACCAGACGGAGACUUUCGAAGUGAUUUGCAAAAAUAUUACAUUUGUGUGCAAUUGUGCGUUUUUGUGGAUCUUCGCGCGAUUUUUGCAUGAAGAAAUUUGACGUCACGCAAAAUGGGUACUUUGGCCAUCUAGAAAUUGAGACUUUUGCUCUGAAAUGCAGAGAUCCACUUGAUUUUAUAUGACUGUGAUAUUGGAGUUUGAGUUUUACAUGGGGAAUAUUUUAUUUUGCGAUAUUUAACGAUAAUAAUGUGGGUGUUGGGUGUUGGAUUAUCAUGGGGUGAAUGGCGGUGGCGAAGCGGGGCGCUGUUGCAUCUCUUUUAAAAGAUAGACUCUCACGGUGAGGAGGUAGCUAAAGCUAACAGUUAACUUAGCUGGUAGCAGGCAAUUAGCUAGCUAUUAGCCAGUUAGCUAACGUUAGCGGGCUGCCAGCUUGCUAAUGUGCUAACCAAGAAGAUUCGGGUUGAUUAAACAACUUCCCUGCCAGAAGGUAAUCGGAGUCAUCAACCUAAGUAAUCAGCCGGAGAGGAUUCCAACUAUGGCGGAAAACCUGCUGGACGUUGGCCCCCCUAGCUCCAAACGGCCUAAGCUGAACUCACCUGGCCUGUCGGCGUCUGAUGCACAAGAUCUGGGGUCACUUCCCUGGGAUGAUUUGGAAAAUGAUCUUCCAGAUGAGCUGAUCCCUAAUGGAGGUGAUCUGAGCAUGAUGGGUGGAAUGCCUUCAAACGGUGGGGCAGCAUCUGGAGCUGGUGGACCAGUUGGGACCACAGCAGGCCUCGGCGGCAGUGGGACCUCAGUUGUACCUGAUGCAGCUGCCAAGCACAAGCAACUCUCAGAGCUUCUUCGAGCUGGCAGCACCUCCAGCCUUACAGGUGCAGGGCUUAACUCCGCUAUCCCUCAGCCGGGUGGUAUAGGGUCUCAACUUCCUCUGGGAAAGAGUCCUCUUGGCCAGGGCUCCCCCAGCAAUCACCCGUCUCCUCAGGCCCAUAAAGCAGGAACACCAACAGGAAUAGCAGGACAGAACAACAAUAAUAAUACUGCAACAAUGGGCUUGAACACAACAGGAUUUAACCAAGCCAUGAUUAACAAUAAUCAGGGCCAUGCUGCACUACAGACUCUUGGGGGGCAGCCCCAACCUGGCCAGGUGAUGAAUGGUGGUAUGGGACCUGGAGCUGGAAGAGGACGAGGAGCAGGAGUAGCAGGCAUUCAGUACCAAGGAUCAGCAAUGCAGGGAGCCACACCAGGACCAGGAGGAGCAGGCAGUGCAUUAGCUGAGACACUGACCCAGGGAGCACAACAGAUGGGAGCUCAUGCCUCCCUCAAUGCAGUCCAGCAAGCUGGCAACAUGAAGCAGCAGCCCCAGCAGCAGGCAGCAAUGAUCCCUCUGGCCAGCAGCGGAGGUGUGGCAGCAACAGGCCCCACAGCAGACCCAGAGAAGCGCAAGCUGAUCCAGCAGCAGCUGGUCCUGCUGCUUCAUGCUCACAAGUGCCAGCGGAGAGAACAGGCCAAUGGAGAGGUGAGGCCCUGUGCCUUGCCUCAUUGCCGCACCAUGAAAAACGUCCUCAACCACAUGACCCACUGCCAGGCUGGCAAAUCCUGCCAGGUGCCUCACUGUGCGUCGUCCAGGCAGAUCAUAUCCCACUGGAAAAACUGCACACGACACGACUGUCCUGUGUGCCUGCCGCUAAAGAACGCCAGCGACAAGCGCACGCAGCAGCCUAUGCUGAGCUCUCCUAAUACAGGCCUCCAGAACCCGAUGUCCUCAGUUGGUCAACCCAGUGCUCCUACCAUCAAUACCUCAGCUCCCAUAGACCCGAGCUCCAUGCAACGGGCAUAUGCGGCACUUGGCUUACCCUACAGCUGUCAGGCUACAGGGCAGACCCAAGAUCAACAGGCAACUGGCCCAGGACAAACAGUGGGGCAACAGAGUGCACAGGCCCAGCAGCAGCUUUCCCAGCAGAUGAGACCCAUCAAUGCACUUGGUAACCAGAUGGGUCUUGGAGGCGCAACAAUGAGCGUUACCUCUUCCGACCAGUCGAACUUACACACAGACUCCCUAUCUAACACACUCAACACUAACAAUCAGCUGCUUUCAGAUGGGUCUGCUGUAGGUUCAAUGGGCAACCUACCCACAGCCUCACCUAUUUCUGCAACGGGCACUAGGAAAGCCUGGCAUGAGCAUGUCACUCAGGACCUGCGCAAUCACCUCGUACACAAACUAGUACAAGCCAUAUUCCCCACUCCUGACCCAGCAGCAUUAAAGGACAGACGCAUGGAGAACCUAGUGGCCUAUGCCAGAAAAGUGGAGGGGGACAUGUAUGAGUCCGCUAACAGCCGGGAUGAGUAUUAUCACUUCCUUGCUGAGAAAAUCUACAAGAUCCAAAAGGAACUAGAGGAGAAGAGGCGUUCAAGGCUACAAAAACAGAUUAGCAACCAGGCACCUAUGGCUGCCCAGGGGACACAGCAGCCUGGACACCCCCAACCUAAUGCUUUGGGCCCAAGGCCACAAAAUGGACCUGUUCCUAUCCCCAAUAUACCAAAUCAGAUCAUGAAUCGUAUGCAGGUGUCACAAGGAAUGAACCAGUUCAACCACAUGGCUUUGCCUAACACUCAAAUGUCACAGUCACCUAUGGGUGCCCGCGCUGCUUCGCCGAUGAACCAUUCACAGCAAAUCAAUAUGAGUUCCGUCCCAGCGAUGGGCAUGUCUCCCUCCAGGAUGCCCCAGACUCAGGGCAUGAUGGCUGGACACGGUGGCAGCAGCAUGGUGGGCCAGACAGCCAAUCCAGGACAGUUUCUGUCACAGACCCAGUUUCCCCCAGGAUCUGCUGCAGUCACUGCACCAAGCACAAUGAAUGUUACUGUUGGGCCUAGUAUGGGUCAGCCACAGGCACAGGCUCCUGUCACUCAGCAGCAGGCCGUUAACCUCCCUAUGAAUGCACUUGGCCCCUCCCUGGGUCCCCAACUAGCCUCAUCCCAACCCCCCUUGCACUCCACGCCUCCGCCUGCUGCCUCCUCCGGCUCCACGGCUGGUGGGGUCACUAACCUGCCACCCCCCCAACCCUCCAGCCGCAGCUCCACCCCCACCCUCCCUGGCCCUGCCCCAGGUACCACCCUGCCCUGUCCCACUCAGCUCCAACCCCAGGUGGAGCCUACUGCUGCACCACAGACGCAGCCCCCGCCUCAGCUCGCUACCACGCCGCUGUCCCAACCGGGAGCCAGUCUUGAUAACCGCGUGCCCACGCCAGCUUCAGCCACAAGUGCCGAUCUACACUCGCACCAUGUUGGAGCAGACCUACCUACUCAGGAGGUCAAAGUGGAGGCACACCAUGACCAACAGGAGUUUGAGUCCGCUGGCGGCAAAACUGAGCCCAAAAUGACUGAGGAUGAUUCUGGCUCAAUAUUGGUGAAGAAAGAGGAGCCAGAUGAAAAACCUGAGUCAAUGGAGGUAGAGGACAAAAAAACGGAAAUUAAAAUAGAACCCAAAGGAGAGGAGGACGGUGGAGCUAACAACACAAGGUCCUCAUCCCCAUCUCAGUCGAGGAGGAAAAUCUUCAAGCCUGAGGAGUUGCGCCAGGCGCUUAUGCCAACUUUGGAGUCUCUCUACAGGCAGGACCCUGAGUCCCUGCCCUUCAGACAGCCAGUGGACCCUAUGCUUCUGGGAAUCCCGGACUACUUUGACAUUGUUAAGAACCCAAUAGAUCUCUCCACAAUAAAGCGCAAGCUUGACACAGGUCAAUAUCAAGAGCCAUGGCAAUAUGUCGAUGAUGUCUGGCUGAUGUUCAACAAUGCUUGGCUCUACAACCGCAAGACAUCUCGUGUCUACAAGUACUGCUCCAAGUUGGCUGAGGUGUUCGAGUCAGAGAUUGACCCUGUCAUGCAGGGCCUGGGCUACUGCUGUGGGCGGAAGUAUGAGUUUUCCCCUCAAACCCUCUGUUGCUAUGGCAAACAGCUGUGUACCAUACCUACAGGAGGAACAUACUACAGCUACCAGAACAGGUAUCAUUUCUGUGAAAAGUGCUUCAAUGAGAUUCAGGGUGAGAGUGUGACGUUAGGUGAUGAUCCUGCCCAGCCGCAAACAAUGAUAUCAAAGGACCAGUUCGAACGAAAGAAGAAUGACGUACUAGACCCAGAACCGUUUGUUGAAUGUAAAGAUUGUGGACGAAAGAUGCACCAGAUUUGCGUCUUACACUACGAGGUCAUUUGGCCAUCUGGAUUUAUAUGUGACAACUGUUUGAAGAAAAGUGGUAAAACAAAGAAGGAAAACAAGUUCUCAGCAAAAAGACUUCAAACAACACGAUUGGGAACAUACAUAGAGGACCGUGUGAAUAAAUACUUGAAGAGACAGAACCACCCAGAGGCUGGAGAGGUGUUUGUGCGAGUGGUGGCAAGCUCUGACAAAACAGUGGAGAUUAAACCAGGCAUGAAAACCAGGUUUGUGGAUGCAGGGGAAAUGCCCGAGGCCUUUCCUUACAGAACCAAAGCACUUUUUGCCUUUGAGGAAAUUGACGGUGUGGACGUUUGCUUUUUUGGCAUGCAUGUGCAGGAGUAUGGCUCAGAAUGCCCAUUCCCAAACACUAGACGGGUCUACAUAUCAUACCUUGACAGUAUUCACUUCUUCAGACCUCGAAUUCUGCGAACAGCAGUGUACCACGAAAUCCUCAUCGGCUAUCUAGAAUAUGUCAAGAAACUCGGGUACGCCCAAGGCCACAUCUGGGCAUGUCCCCCCAGUGAAGGAGAUGACUACAUCUUUCACUGCCAUCCACCUGAUCAGAAGAUCCCCAAACCCAAGAGGCUGCAGGAGUGGUACAGGAAGAUGCUCGACAAAGCCUUUGCAGAGAGGAUCCUACAUGACUACAAAGACAUCUUCAAACAGGCCACAGAGGACCGACUGACAAGUGCGAAUGAGCUUCCAUACUUCGAAGGUGACUUCUGGCCCAACGUGCUGGAGGAGAGUAUCAAAGAGCUUGAACAGGAGGAGGAGGAGAGGAAGAAAGAAGAGAAUACAGCAUCUGCAGAACCUAAUGAGGGUACACCAGGUGACAGCAAAAAUGCCAAGAAGAAGAACAACAAGAAAACCAAUAAAAACAAGAGCAGCCUGAGCCGAGCCAAUAAAAAGAAACCUGGGAUGCCGAAUGUAGCUAAUGAUUUGUCCCAGAAGCUCUAUGCAACAAUGGAGAAACACAAAGAGGUGUUCUUUGUGAUCCACCUCUACUCUGCACCUAUGGUUAACACUCUGCCGCCCAUUGUUGAUCCUGAUCCCUUGCUCUCCUGUGAUUUGAUGGACGGUCGUGACGCCUUCCUAACUCUGGCCAGGGAUAAGCACUGGGAAUUCAGCUCCCUCCGAAGGUGCAAGUGGAGCACCAUGUGUAUGUUGGUUGAGCUACACAACCAGGGACAGGACCGCUUUGUCUAUACAUGCAACGAGUGUAAGCACCACGUGGAGACACGUUGGCACUGCACUGUGUGUGAGGACUUUGAUCUUUGCAUCAAUUGUUACAACACAAAGGGCCACGAGCAUCAGAUGGUCAAAUGGGGUCUCGGCCUGGAUGAUGACAGCAACAGCCAGAGUGGGGAAGCCUCCAAGAGUCCACAGGAGAGUCGACGCUUAAGUAUUCAACGCUGCAUCCAAUCCCUGGUCCAUGCUUGCCAGUGUCGCAAUGCCAACUGCUCUCUGCCAUCCUGCCAAAAGAUGAAGCGAGUCGUUCAGCACACCAAGGGCUGCAAGCGCAAAACCAAUGGUGGAUGCCCUGUAUGCAAGCAGCUUAUUGCUUUAUGCUGUUACCACGCAAAGCACUGCCAGGAGAACAAGUGUCCUGUCCCAUUCUGCCUCAACAUCAAGCACAAACUUCGCCAGCAGCAGCUGCAGCACAGACUCCAACAGGCCCAGCUAAUGAGGAGAAGAAUGGCCACCAUGCAAGGCAGAACUAUGCCACUACCAUCCCCACCAGCCUCAGCUGCCCCCAGUACUCCUACUUCUCAUACCCAGCCCAACACUCCCCAGACACCUCAGCAGCCACUCUCCAACCAGCCGCAGACGCCAAACUCAGCAGGUGUUAUGUCUCCCUCUUUCCCCAACACACCCCGCAGUGGUCCGCCUCAAGCACCGUUGUCCCAGGGCAAGCCUGGGCCCCAGGCUUCCCCACUACACCAGCAGCAGUCCCCUCUCCCUCAGCCUUCCCAGCCGCCUCAGCAGCUACAGCAGCAGCCACCACUUGCUGCCGUCAAAGUUGCACGUCAGAUCGAGAUGAUGGCACAGGCUCAGCAGAAUCAGCAGAACUACCGUGUGAAUAUGAAUGGCUUGCCCAUGACUCCUCAGCAGCCACAGCAGCGUUUGGCAGGACCAAUGCAGCCACCCAUGCAGAUGAUGUCAGGGCCCGCACGGGGACAACAAGGCAUGCCUCCCAACAUAGCCCCUGGCCAGUGGCCUGUAGCUGCAGGAGCCAUGCAAGCAGCUCAGACACAACAGCCAGGACUUGUACCAGGUCAGAAUCCAAACCAGGCUUUGACCAUGCAACGGGCCAUAAUGCCUGCAGGACAGCAACCUCAGCAGGCCCAGAGGAUGCUAAUACCACAACAACCUGGUGCCAGACCACAAACACCCCAGAGACCUGGUGCUAUAGCUCCCAAUGCCCUACAGGACCUUCUGCGUACUCUUAAAUCUCCCAGCUCGCCCCAACAGCAACAGCAAGUUCUUAAUAUCCUCAAAUCAAAUCCUCAACUCAUGGCUGCUUUCAUAAAACAGAGAACAGCCAAAUAUCAUGCCAACCAGCCACAGCAGCAGCAGCAGCAAGCAAAUCAACCACAACAGCCUGGCGUGCCACAAAUGCCAACCAUGGCCAUGCCAGCAGGGGCAGGACAGAGGCCGGGGAUGCAGCCCCAGCAGCCUUCUGCACAAGGCAUGGCAGCAUUAGGGGCUCAAGGGUCACUAAUAAAUGCCGCCCACAACAACAACCCCCAGAUCCAGGAGCUUUACCGUCGGCAGCUUUUAAGACAGCAGCAGCAGCAGCAGCAGCAGCAGCAGCAGCAGCAACAACAACAACAACAACAACAGCAGCAACAACAGCAGCAACAACAACAACAGCAACAACAGCAGCAGCAGGGAGUGAUGGCCCAGGGCCACCCUGGGCAGUUUCCUGCUCCGGUACAGGGUACAGCAGCUACAUACUCCCAGCUCCGCAUGCAGCAACAACAGCAGCAGCAGCAGCAGCAAAUAGCAAUGCAGGGAGGAACAGGAGCAGCUGGGGGACCCAUGGGUCACCUCCCACCCAUGGCUCAGAUGGCCCAACCUGGAAUGGGGAUGGACUCCCCCCCCAAAUUGCUGCAUCCGCGAAUUCUUCAGCAACAGCAGCAACAACAUCCCCAGCAGCAGCAGGCUGUCCUCAAGCAGCAAUUGGGAUCUCCUGCUCAGCACAGCCCCAUGAGCCCCCAGACCCAUUUAAUGGCCAGCCAAGCCCAGGGUGGAACACAUCUUUCUGGUCAGCCCACAUUAGCCAAUGCUCUCAGCAACCAGGUCAGAUCUCCUGCCCCAGUCCAAUCACCCUGUCCUCCCUCACAACAACAGCCACCACAUUCCAGCCCCUCACCACAGAUCCAGAAUCAGCCCCAGCCUUCACCACAACAUCCUUCUCUGCCACACUCUGGCUCUCCGCACCCAGGACUUGGAGGUCCGUUGCAGUCCAUGGACCAAGGACACUUGGGAACACCAGAGCAAAGCGCAAUGCUACCACAAAUUAACACGCCCAAUAGAGGGGCAUUGAACAGUGACUUGGGUUUGGGGGUUGAUGCUACAGGGGACACUCUGGAGAAGUUUGUAGAGGGAUUGUAGCAUUUCUGCUGGGAUCUGAAGAGUACAUUCUUGCUCUCAGGAACCCAUCCUGAUUUUCCUCUACUCCUUAGUCCCCUCAGACUCCUAAUCUGUUAGAGGGCUUUGUUUGUUCUUUCUAAGGCUGAACUUUUUUUGUACUGACUUAAAAAGUUUCGGAUGUUCAGACAGAAAAAGAAAAUUGAUUAAGAAAAAUAAAACAAAAGUCAACACUUCUAGGGAAUGUAAUUGUUUUCUGUACCCAGAAGAUGGGUACUUUUUCCUUUUUCGAUGCUGAGGGAUUUGCAAGUUGCUUAUUAAAUAACAUUUAAAUUGCAAAGAAUAUAUUUUUUGGUUGAGACCAAAUGUGUUCAAUACUCAAAUUUAUUUUUGUUUUGUUGGUAUGUGUUCAUGCCUUGCUUCUUUUUUUAAGAAAGUGUACAAUUGCAUUAUUAUAUUCAUAUCUUUUUAUUUUGUACCUUUGGAAAAAUAUCUUAAUGCAUUUUUUCUGUUAAAAGUGUAAAAUAAUUUGUCUGGAAUCAAGCCAGGUUUUUAUUCUUUUUUUCAAGCUGUUCGUUCCUGGCUCUUGUAAUCUAGUUCUGUACCAUUCAGAGACUUAGAGCUCUCCCUUCCUCUUUGUGUGUAUGAAGAGCACUCAGUUGUAAUAAAAUGGACUGCAGCAGGUUGUGUAUACACAGGCAUGUAUGCAGGCGCACAUGAAGACACUGACACAAACCCUCACAGUCACUAAGAGAAACAAAGCUCCGACUGGUUUCACCAACAAAGACUUCAACCUACAUCUCACGUGGAAACCUUGUCUUGCAGGUGUAGGAAAUUGUUGCUUUGACAUUAAAAACAAUUUGUCAUAUGUUUUUGUCAUACAAAUGUUGUAAAGUGUAAAGAUUGUGAGAAAAAGACCAGUCCCCUAAGCUGAGGUGGAAUGAUCACCAUUGUUUGUAGGCUACAUCUCCGAUGAAGCUCCAUCCUUUAAAUUUUACACUAAGUCGUGUGGUAUCGAGGGAUGAAGGGCACGUUUGAGGUUCACCCUGAGGAAAACUAAAUGUUAGAACUCUCAUUCCUCUCAAAAAACUUGAAUUGCGGGGAAGGGGGGUCUCUUAUUGUAAAUCAAGUUAUUACGCAAAAUACUAUAAAUAUAAGGAAGAGAAAAUGAAAUCACUGUAUAAACUGGUAAAAAACUCAUUUCUUACUUAUAUACCAUAUUGUUAAAUAAACUGUGUACAACAGAAGAACUUCAUUACUCUGUUGACUAAAUAAGG
Betta splendens (Siamese fighting fish) is the source of this 9367-nucleotide messenger RNA. It is a transcript of the gene crebbpa, whose product is annotated as CREB binding protein a. Gene Ontology annotation, molecular function: histone acetyltransferase activity; transcription coactivator activity; protein binding. Gene Ontology annotation, cellular component: histone acetyltransferase complex; transcription regulator complex; nucleus. The coding region runs from base 828 to 8114 and encodes 2428 amino acids. The record is from RefSeq and is a predicted model, not a curated record. The transcript is spliced from 30 exons. Lineage: Eukaryota; Metazoa; Chordata; Actinopteri; Anabantiformes; Osphronemidae. Gene Ontology annotation, biological process: positive regulation of transcription by RNA polymerase II.